AAAACUGGAGGAUUGUGACGUCACGGGCGCCAUGUUGGAACGCUGCUCUUGUCUCGGAGGCCGUAAACUCAUCUGCUUUCUGUUUCCUGUUAGGCUCAGAAGAAGGAGAGACAGAGUACAAAACCCAAUACAGUAAUUUAUCUUUUUAAAACAUGGAAAUCGACACUCUUCUGGAAGCAGUUAAAGAAUUUGAAAAGAAGGGAAAGAAGGAAGCCUGUCCUGUACUGGAUCAGUUUCUGUGUCAUGUUGCAAAAAGUGGCGAAACAAUGAUUCAGUGGUCACAGUUUAAGAGUUAUUUCCUUUUUAAGCUGGAGAAAGUGAUGGAUGACUUCAGAGCUUCAGCGCCUGAGCAAAGAGGCCCUGCUAAUCCCAAUGUUGAGUACAUUCCUUAUGAGGACAUGAAAGAGAGAAUUCUGAAAAUUGUUAAUGGCUACAAUGGUAUUCCUUUUACCAUUCAGAGGCUGUGUGAGUUGCUGACUGACCCUAAGAAAAAUUAUGCAGGGACGGACAAAUUUCUCAGAGGUGUGGAAAAGAAUGUCAUGGUUGUGAGCUGUGUGUAUCCUUCUUCAGAAAAAAAUGGGUCAACUAAUUUAAACAGAAUGAAUGGAGUAAUGUUUCCUGCUAAUUCCUCAGGUUAUUCUGAUAGGAUUAAUAUAAAUGGUCCUGGAACACCAAGGCCAGCGAAUAGGACAAAAUUUUCUUUGUCAGUUCCUUUAACAGCAAAUGGUUUGCCUGACAGUACAGAAAACAAAGAAUCCACAGUUGAACAUGAACCUAGAGUUCACAGUGAGCUACAAACAGAUAAAGAAAGUGAUUCAAGUAAUUCUGUCAAAAAUAAACACCUUGAAGAGGAUGACACCAUGAGUGACGGGCAUGAAGUUAAAAGGCUAAAGUUUGAUAAAGAUGAAGAUGAAGAGGAUGAGAUUGCAGGUUCUCAAUCAGAAUCCAGCUCUUCAGAUUCCGUUUCAGUCAAUGUAACUUCAGAAAUUCCAUCAUUUCAAAAAAACAGUCAGUGUGUUGAGCAAAACAGUUCUGAACAAGAUUCUCAAGACAUACAGACAGAUGAAUCAAAUAAGAUGGAAAAUGAAGAAGCUGAAAGUGUGAACUCUGCUAACCUUGAUUCCACAGAAAAUAGUGAGAUGGACUACUCAGAACAACAAUAUCGUUCAAAUGAAGAAUUAAAUGUUGAAGUUAAACAAACUGAAAUACACAACGUAGUCAUUAGCAGAAGUGAAGCAUGUUGUGGAAAAAAAGAAACGGAAGAAACUUUUUUUGCUGAAAAAGUUGUUAGUCCACCUGAAAUGGAAAAUAGCUCUAAAACUACAGAAAAUGUACAAGAGCCUGUGGAACAUAACUGACUGUAUGUAUGGUAUGGUGCAGUAUUUCUCAUUCUACACUGUAAAAAUAAAUGAGGGCCACCAUCCUUCCAGUGCUAUUGGUUCUCUAGACUUUUCAAAGAAAAAUAGCCUGAAUGAGCUAUGCAACCUUAGAACUGUGAACAAUGGCUCAUUCUGGUUAGUUAGGCCACUGAAUUUUUUUUAUUAUAUUAUUUUUGACCAGUGGUUUAUGUACAGAUUUUUAUUUAGAAUACAGAAUUUUUAAACUGGAAACUUGAUAUAGAUUCAAAAAAAAUUUUGAAGGUCACAACAUUUAACUGCAACUUUUUUGUCUGCAUUUUCUCAUUUUUGUGGUAAAUCUUUAACAAUUAGCAAAUGUUUUACCAUGAUUCACCUUACGGUUACAAUAAGAGAUUCCUUGUAUAAUUUAAAUACUAACUUUCAAAGUGUCAAGAGAGUGAAAUAAUAUAAUCUCACUUUUCCCUUUAGUCUUAAGAAUUUUGUCAGAAGAUUGCAUUUAUGUAAACUAUGUAAAGAAAAAUUAUGAAAAUUAGGUGCAAACAACACAUUCCAAAAAGUAUAAUUGUAAUAGUCAAAGUCUUCAAAUGGUUUAUUUAUCUUGAGUAAGUUUCCCCAUAGAGUUUACAUUUUAAUAAUCUGUAUUUUGAAGGUAUGGUUGUGCAACAAAUCUUUUUUUAAACAGAUUUCCAUUUAUUUGAAAUUUCUAAAAUAUUACUAACUCAUAUUUGGGAGAAUGUGUAUUAUAUUUGUGAAGAGACUGAUACGUGCAAUUUAACACAUGGACUAGACGAAGAGAAAUCUAUUUAAGGUAAAAUUAUAUAAGGAUUUUUUUUUUCUUGGAGAAAUAAUUUCCAGAAUACAUUAAACAACCAAUAUUCAUAUACAAUUUUUAUUACCUGCUUUUGGACACAAUAUUUUGACAGUCAAUGGUGGUUUUUCCUUUAUUAAAACCACCUUAAAGCACAAAACAUUUUUUAAUGUUCCAAACAUCUUGUAUGUUCCAAUUUUCUUUGGUUAUACUUCUCACAGUUUUUGGCUUCUAAGUUUCUACUUGUUUCAGAAGCUGUAGUUUUUGAUAUUUAGAAUUUUAAAAAUUAAAAUAGAUUUUGUAGAGUGUAAGUGUUCACUGCCUUUGUGAAAUAUUGUAUAAUUCUCUUGUAUUCAGAAUGCUUGGGCUUUCAAAACAGUAUUCAAAUAAGCAAUAAAUGUUGAUGUUCUCUGUGUGGGUAUGCUUUGUUUAUAUUCAUGAUUUUUUUAUUUGAACCUUUUGCAGCAAUAAAAGCUUUUCUGUUA
Messenger RNA from Polypterus senegalus (gray bichir), 2651 nucleotides. Its product is annotated as serine/threonine-protein phosphatase 4 regulatory subunit 2-like. The record is from RefSeq and is a predicted model, not a curated record. Gene Ontology annotation, molecular function: protein phosphatase regulator activity. The coding region runs from base 153 to 1358 and encodes 401 amino acids. Gene Ontology annotation, biological process: protein dephosphorylation. The transcript is spliced from 9 exons. NCBI's taxonomy places the organism in Eukaryota, Metazoa, Chordata, Cladistia, Polypteriformes, Polypteridae. Gene Ontology annotation, cellular component: cytoplasm; nucleus; protein phosphatase 4 complex.